AUUGGUCCUCCGAACGCGGCGCGCGCCGGGAUGUGUAGUCUCUUUCCUAACCUAGCGCUGUUGCCGGGGGCAACGGUCCCAUCUGGCCGCAGUGUGUGGCCGAAGCCCGGUGGCGGCCUCUGCGGAUGGACAUCGUGGGAGGAGGGAAACUUUCAGAAGAGCUAGAUGCCGAAAAACCUGGUGUGGUGGUCGGGCUUUCCCUCUGACCCGCAGAAUGGCCGGGGCCAAAUCUUCUCCUGAGCUUCAGUUACAAAAAUAUUAAUAAAGGUAGCUGUCGAUGUGCCUCUGCUUCCUCUUUACCACGUCCUUCCAGCUAAAAGCCCGUUAAAAGUAGAAUGGCUUCCAUAAGAAGAGCCAGCCAUCCCGCGCGCAAUAUUUUUGGUGAUUUUAGUGAUACUUCCUUAGAAGAUUCAAAAAUGGAAGAAAUCAGAAACUUGAAAAUCAGUAGAAGUCUUACCAAGACAGGACCUGCUCAUAGCAGAUUUCUAAAAGGAAACCAAACCAUGGGUGUAAAACACUCACUCCUGAAAGAGAAGGCUGUUGUGGAUGGUGGGCACAAGCUCUCCUCAGGGAGACCCCUGACCACUGCCUCGAAGCUCAGGGCCAGUGCCGUGCUCACAAAACUGGCUCAGAUAGAAACCAAGAUUAUGAACAGGAAGGCGCAGAUGGUUUUGUCAGACAUGGAAUCUGACCUGAAGACCUCUGAGGAGAGUCUUCCAAAGAGCACAGACACAGUCCUUCCCAGGAGUACAGUCAAACUUUCUUCACACAGCCUGGAAAAAACCUCCCAGAAACAAGCCCAUGAAAUUCCUGUGGCUGAGAGCGGCGGUGCGCAGAAUGGGAAGGUCAGUAGGUUUCUAAAGAGGAGGGAACCACCCGUUGAAAAUACUUUCCCUGAAGCACAUUUUGGAAAAGAGAGGAAUUUUCAAACACCCAAAGAGAAAAAACCUGCUAGAAAACUAGCUUCUCCAGACAGCGAUGAGGAGGAAAUGAAAGAGUUGCUUGGAAGCUUGAUGGAAUCUUCUAGAGAAAAAGAAACAUACACGAGUCAACAUUUCAGAGGCCCCAGAGUCAGUGAAAAAGAACAGACAAAACUAUUUUUGGAUCCGAUCCCAACUCCGCCAAGAAUCCUUUCGCCACCCAGUGAGGAACUUUCCAGCCCAAAGUCAUUUCGGACAUCACGUCUGCCAGGCUCACAGUCUGCAGACGGGACCCUCUGCAGCACGCGUUCUAGAGCUCGCUCCUCACAGACGCACGCUUCGGGGGACACAGCCACCCGCAUGGCAUCGCACGCUUCGGGGGACACAGCCACCCGCACGGCAUCGCUUCCCAUUACUGGCCCCUCUCCAGAGUCCGCCUCCGUGGGGCGGCCGGAGAAGCUAUCCUCCUGCCCCGGAAGUAGUGAGGCUGGGCCUUGUGAAGAGUCACUCUCAGAAGCUGCCGAUGACAGCCCGAACGAUUUUCGAAUCAAUCUUUUAUCCCUUGAAGAUCUGGCUCCAGCUGUCAGCGAGAACUCAGACCUGGAACAGAGAAAAGAAGGCCAGCGGGAUGAGGCAUCCAGCCGAAGCCCCCGGGCCGGGGGAGCCCCCACUCUAAGCGAGGUCUCAGAGCGCCUGAGUGAGCCGUCGGCUCCCAGCCCGAGGCCGAAGUCUCAGGAGCCCACAGCGAGCACGGUGAGCUCGGCUUAUUCGGAAGAUUUUGAAACAGCAUCCGAGUCGAGGGCCUGUUCUGAGGAGUCUCCCGACAGGACACUGGACACUUCGACAGAAUUCUCUGCAAGUCUGCAGCCAGACCUUGCCCUGCCAACACUGAAGCCUCGGAAGAAUCAGGUCAGGGACAUUACGAGAGUCCUUGUGAAGGAGACAGCCGUGCAGACCCUCGAUCCCGCCUUCACCUACCAGUGGGCAGAGGGGGCCGGCGUGGCGGCCAUCGGGCCUGCCCUGGGAGGGACCUACGUGGACCCUGUGCCCAUUGCCAGUCAUGUCGUCAGCGCGGACUCGAUAGAAGCCCUGACAGCCUACAGCCCAGCCGUGUUUGCGCUCAACGACAUGCUGAAGCAGCAGCUGAGCCUGACGCAGCAGUUCAUGGAGGCCAGCCGGCACCUGCACGGGUCCCUCCUGCGGUCCCUGGACCGGGACUCAUUCCACUACCACACCCUGGAGGAAACCAAACAGUACAUCAGGCAGCACAGGCCCGCCCCGCUGUCCAUGGAGGACGCCCUGCAGGAGGUGACCGUGGUGGGGGCAGAUGGCAUGGAGGACUCACCUAAGCGGAAUCCCAGCUCCAGCCUUUCCGGAGUGCUUGACGUUCCCAGCCCCCGCCUCCUCGGGGUGCCCGGCACCAGACCCGAAAGGACGCACCGGCCAGGGGAAACGGAGCCACAGGCGGCACUGUCACCACUACUCCUGGGGCGACGGAGGAUGCCCGCCUGUCUGGAGCCCCGCAAGGCGGCCAGACGGGCCAGGGGCUGCCUGCCCAGUGAGUGGAGGAGAUGGAAGGGGUGAGAAGCCCCGUCUGCUCCAGAGGAGCCCACGCGAGACAUCCAGGCUGGGGACACCUGCGGGACGCGCCAGGGCCCAGCUUCUGAGCAGACAGCACAACUCAGACAGCACGGGCCCACCGGGCACGCCCCCUCCGGACUCAGCCAGAGCACGCUUCUAACUCGAACACGCCGAGAAAAAGGUCUUUAAAAAAAGUUUUUAUUUGAAGGCAAAACAGUAAAAUCCACAAGAAAUCGUUAACAGCACGUGUUUACGUUUUAUCCUGAAUCAGACACGUUUAAACAAUUCACAGCUACAGGAAAUCUAGAACAAAAUCAAAUCAUUUUAUCACAUCAGGUUGAAAAGUUGGAGAGGACUCUGCAUCUCACUGAAAAGAAUUUCUGAAAAAUGUUUUGUACAAAGAGACGGCACCGCACGAGCUGCCCAGACGCCAGGCGCGGCCCGUCCCUGCAGACCACCCUCCCGGCCAGGCCCCCUCGGCGGCAGGGUGGGGCGGGCCCGAGGCACGGCGGGGCUUGCUUUCCCCAGCCAGGCUCGGGGUGGGCCGUCCACGCGAGCGCUGGUGUUGGGUUCCUCUAAGUGACAAACACAAGCAGAGACGCUAAGGACACAGGCUCUCCGAGGGCAUCACUCCAUGACCUGAAGAUACCUUAGAUCAGCUUCCUUAGAACCUUCGUUUCUGCAGGGACCGUAAGUGGCUAAUGUUUGGGGAAAAAAUUUCAACUCAAACAACUAAAGUUAACUGAACUACGGGCCAUGAGCACGCCCUAAGAGGAAUCAGGUUCCAAAUUCUCACUGGGAUCCUCUUAGAGCAACAUUCCCUUCUCUACCACUAAACAUCUGGAGUAAAAAUGAAAGCCCUGUGUAAGUGCCAAUCA
Messenger RNA from Mustela erminea (ermine), 3379 nucleotides. RefSeq names its product chromosome 1 C19orf44 homolog (gene C1H19orf44). The record is from RefSeq and is a predicted model, not a curated record. Bases 336 to 2504 code for a protein of 722 amino acids. NCBI's taxonomy places the organism in Eukaryota, Metazoa, Chordata, Mammalia, Carnivora, Mustelidae. The transcript has 10 exons.